Exaiptasia diaphana is the source of this 1105-nucleotide messenger RNA. RefSeq names its product 40S ribosomal protein SA. The record is from RefSeq and is a predicted model, not a curated record. Lineage: Eukaryota; Metazoa; Cnidaria; Anthozoa; Actiniaria; Aiptasiidae. The transcript is spliced from 6 exons. Bases 78 to 1052 code for a protein of 324 amino acids. Gene Ontology annotation, cellular component: 90S preribosome; ribosome; cytosolic small ribosomal subunit. Gene Ontology annotation, molecular function: structural constituent of ribosome. Gene Ontology annotation, biological process: ribosomal small subunit assembly; cytoplasmic translation.
UCUCGUUCUCUUUCCCUUUGACCUUCGUGUCGUUGGCGAGUUGUCCGUCGUAACUUUAAAAGGUAUAACAAAGCACAAUGUCUGGAGGUCUAGAAGUUUUGCAGUUGAAGGAAGAAGAUGUUGUCAAGUUCCUCACUGCUGGUGUCCACUUGGGUGCCAAUAAUGUCAAUUUCCAAAUGCAAGAUUAUGUUUACAAAAGAAAAAAUGAUGGUGUCCAUCUCAUCAACUUGAAGAAAACCUAUGAAAAGCUUCUCUUGGCUGCUCGUAUCAUUGUAGCCAUAGAGAACCCAUCUGACGUCUGUGUCAUUUCUGCCCGUCCUUAUGGUCAGCGUGCCAUUCUUAAGUAUGCAGCCCAUACUGGAGCUACSCCYAUUGCUGGUCGCUUCACCCCUGGUACUUUCACCAAUCAGAUUCAGGCUGCCUUCAGAGAGCCACGUCUCCUGAUUGUCUGUGACCCAAGGAUUGACCAUCAGUCCAUCACAGAAGCAUCCUAUGUSAACAUCCCUGUCAUUGCUUUCUGCAACACUGACUCUCCAGUUCGCCAUGUUGAUGUUGCUAUCCCAUGUAACAACAAGGGUGUCCACUCCAUUGGUCUAAUGUUCUGGCUCUUGGCUCGCGAGGUCUUGCGCAUGCGUGGUAGCAUUAGCCGACAGCUGCCAUGGGAAAUCAUGCCAGAUCUGUACUUCUACAGAGAUCCGGAAGAGGCUGAGAAGGAAGAACAAGCUGCUGCUAUGGCUCAUCAACAUGAGGAGCAGUACACAGGCGGUGGUGAAUCAUGGGGUGGUGCUGCUGUGACUGCUGGAGUACUUCCAGACCAACCUGCUGCACCUGAGGUCGACUGGGCAAGUGGUGGAAUCACUGAUUGGGGUGCUGAAACAUCUGCACCUACUGCUCCUCAACCUUUUGUAGCCCCUACAUCUGGAGGGGACUGGGACAAGGUUACUCCUUCUGGUGAUUGGGGAGCAGAGACUGAAUUACAGAACCAAGGAGACUGGGGAACAUCUGUCACUAUGCAAGACCAGCCUAGCAAACCAUCAAAUGAUUGGGCAUAAACACACACUUGUUGUAUGAUGUGAAACCAGUGAAAUAAAAAAAGAUUUGAUCA